AGAGAGCCCCUUAUUAAUAUUCAGACUACACUCAGUGACUUGACACUACAGAACAGGCAUGGACGUCGUGCGUAUUUGACGCUUUUCUGACGAUUUCUGGGCGUUUUCAUGACCAACAGACUUCCACAAAUCAGCAGAAGCUUUGUGUAGACGAUACAACCAUGGCUAACCAGAUAACGUUAGCGCAGAUCUUUGACGAGGAGUUGUCUCAGGAUGACAUCCCUGUGCCUCCUGAGCUAGCCGCAGGAGACUGCCUGGUGUGUGGUGACAAGGCCUCGGGCUUUCACUAUGGAGUCUACAGCUGUGAGGGCUGCAAGGGUUUUUUCCGUCGCAGUGUGACGCGAGGUCACGUGAAGGCCUGUAGAUGGGGGAACCAGUGCAGUAUGGACCUGUACACCAGGAGGAGAUGUCCUGAGUGUCGACUCAGGUCAUGUAAGGCCGCCGGGAUGAGGCCUGAUUGUCUGCUGACCCAGGCUCAGUGUCGGUCAAAGUUGCUGUGGAGAAAACACAUAGCGCCAAAACCUGCAAAGUCCAAACCUGCGGCCCCGUCGAGCACCACGUGUAGCCAGGAAUCACCAACCAUGCCCAGCCCCGACCAGAGCGGCGUGCCUGAAGUUCCUUACAAAGACAAUCUCUUGCCACUGGCUGCUGCCAUGGAAACAGAGGUCCGCACAAGGAGCAGCUCCAUGUCUUCGUCAGACGAUGCUCUCAGACAGGUGUCCUCGCCCGAGAGCACGCAGUCUACAAUCGUUGGGGAGGCUACGACCUCCUCAGUGGAUUCAGCGGUGAUUAAAUCGGGGUCUCCCGGUAGCGUUGACGUAUUACCCUUCGUGGCUGUACUGGACGCUGAAGUAGAAGUGGGGUCGAGUAGCGCCACGUCACUCGACACCAUCACAGACGUUAAACCAAUCAUCGUACCGAAGACGGAGAACGAGACUGCGGUGCCUCCUGGAGAGUGUAAAAAAGCCGAGUUCGAGCACGAGUUUGCCCAGACCUUGCUGUCUCUCCACUCCGGUGUCGGCUCCUCCAAGGGGAAGCAGGCGGGUUCCAUCCCCAGCACUUGUUUCCCAGAGGACCUGUCGCAGGUUGCGCGGAUGGAGCACCUGUUUGUGCGGCCUGGUAUCAUACAGGAGUUGGAGAAGGGGCACCAGGUCCUGAUCCAGGCCAUCCUGGGGUACUGGAAGCAGAACAUCGAGCCGGAACGCAAACACGCCAUAGCAAUGUGGGAGGACACAGAAGCCUGUGAGACCCUGCAGGAGAAGCAGCUUCGGUACGUGGAACACGGGAACAAGUUUGUGGAGCGGUACAUCUCCUUCUGCCGCACACUGCACGGAUUCAACAAUCUACACGUCGAGGACCAGAUCAACGUGGUCAAGGGUUCCAUCUUUGAGAAUUUCAUCAUGCGUGGACCGGUCUUCUGUAAAGAAACGGGUUUGGACGUCAACAUUGCACAGCACCUCACAACGAUGAUGUACACGCAGGAGUUCACAGACCGAGUGAUGAAGUGGUGUGAGGGGAUGUGGAAGUUAAACGUAGACCCCAUCACUGUGCACCUGCUGUGCUGCUGUGUCAUCCUCUCUCCAGACCGUGCUAAUGUGAGAGGAGGAGAAAUCCUUGAGAAGGCGCAAGAGAAGUACAUCGAGUGUCUGCAGGCCUACUGUAAGGUGGCUUACCCCGACGAGCCGCUCAUGUUCCCUCGGCUCAUGGGCAAGCUGACGGAAGUACGGGAAAUCGGAGGGUCCUGUGAGAAACACCUGCGGCCGGAGUGUGCAAGCAUGAUCCAGGCACAGCCACUGGUCUCCGAAAUCUGGCAGAAAGACUAUGCCAUGAAUGAGCCAGUGCCAGUGUCGUCCAUUUUUGCGGAGGGAGGGUCGGGGCAGGAUGAGAAGAGUGAUGCAACACAACAAGACCUGACUACGGGAGACUGUCUGGUGUGUGGUGACAAGGCUUCAGGCUUUCACUACGGGGUCUACAGCUGUGAGGGCUGCAAGGGAUUUUUCCGUCGCAGUGUGACGCGAGGUCACGUGAAGGCCUGUAGAUGGGGGAACCAGUGCAGUAUGGACCUGUACACCAGGAGGAGAUGUCCUGAGUGUCGACUCAGGUCAUGUAAGGCCGCCGGGAUGAGGCCUGACUGUCUGCUCACCCAGGCGCAGCGCAGAUCAAAAACCCUGUGGCGGCAGCGGCAGGUGUCGAACCCCGCCAAACCCGAGUCUGCAGUGUCCUCGACCAAUCAGGAUCUAGCACCAGUACCCUCGCCUAAUCAGAGCGGAGUUCCCGACCAGCCGUGCCAGCUAGACCGACCGUCGGUCGAUGCUUCCGAAAUAGCGAGCCUGCUACGCUCUUCCCGUCCUACAACCGUUACGCGGUCUUCCCAGGAUGUGAUGAAGAAGUUAGACCCUGAUGACACACUGUCGCUUCAGCAGGGAGCGACACCAGUCCUCUGUGACUCUUCCUCCUCUUCAACGUUUUUCGACGAAGUCGUGUCCGUGUUCAUUGACGUCACGCAGGACAACAUCCAGUACUCCCGCUCCGAGUCCACGGGCAGCGAGGACAUGCUCUCCUUCUUCGCUCUCCUGGCGAACGGCUCGGAGCUUCUGACGGAGCCGAUUUCGCUGGACACCAUUCCUUCCGUGCCCCCAAGUCCAGCCAGCGCAGUCGAUGUCGACGUUACGGACGCCCCCGUACAGGAGGACAGCAGGACUGAACACGCCCAAACCCUUCUCUCCCUUCAAACCGGUGUGAACCUUGUCGCUCCCCCUCCUACCAAUAAUCUCUCAGCGUUGCUGAAAUCUACAGGGUCUUUGGCCAACCAGAAGCCAGCUUCCUCCAAUGAGAUGACUGAUGGCCAGGUUCCUCCGAUGAGAUGGAGUGUGGAUGACAGUUCGGGGGUGUCCAUAGUCCCUGCAAAGCCUGAUGUACCUACAGAUGAGGUACCUGCAGUAGCCCCAGGGACUAGCAGUGCCGGGUGUACCAUGUCCAAACUCUUCAUCAGACCACAUGUGAUGGAGCAGCUUUCUCCUGACCACCAGGCCAUCAUUUCUGACAUUCUAGCCUACCUCAAGGAGGCUACUGAGGUCGGCCGCAGGCAUACCUGGAAGCUGUACAAGGAGGCCCUGGCCUGUAAGACCCUGUAUGAGAAGCGUAUGUUGUGUGUGCAGAGCGGCACCGUCACAGUACAGAAGUACAUCGCCUUCAGCAAGUCUCUGCAAGGCUUCACCGACCUCCCUCUGGAAGACCAGGUGGCUGCUGUCAAGGGUUCUCUGUUCGAGUGCUUCGUCAUGCGAGUUCCGGUCUUCCUGAAGGAGUGUGGACUGGACAUCGGAGUCUUGGAACGGCUGGUAGCACCAGUUCACACGGCGGAGUUCAUGGCGGUGCUGAAGGCGUGGUAUGAGGGGAUGUGGAGGCUGAAUGUGGACUCCAUCACCGUACACCUGCUGCUGUGUGCUGUGGUGCUGUCUCCAGACCGUCCGAACAUCAGGUCGCGCGGUGUGCUGGAGAAGGCUCAGGAGCGGUACGUGGGGUGUCUGCAGGCGUACUGCCGCGUGGCGUACGCAGACCAGCCGGCCAUGUUCCCCCGCCUCCUCAGCAAGCUGACCGAGGUGCGCAGUGUGGGGCGAGCCUGUGAGAGGAGCCUGCUGACUGAGGUCGGACCCAUGGUGAAGGAAAACCCACUCGCCUCGGAAAUCUGCAGCGCAGAUUAGUCAUACUGUAAUUCACAAUUUUCUCACUGUACUUUUACGUUCUCGGUUUUCACUGUCACUAGGUCUGUACUGCAAACUUCUCAUUACCGGGAACAGAUAAUUUG
Branchiostoma belcheri (Belcher's lancelet) is the source of this 3805-nucleotide messenger RNA. RefSeq lists its product as uncharacterized. Gene Ontology annotation, molecular function: RNA polymerase II cis-regulatory region sequence-specific DNA binding; zinc ion binding; nuclear receptor activity. The coding region runs from base 162 to 3701 and encodes 1179 amino acids. The record is from RefSeq and is a predicted model, not a curated record. NCBI's taxonomy places the organism in Eukaryota, Metazoa, Chordata, Leptocardii, Amphioxiformes, Branchiostomatidae. Gene Ontology annotation, biological process: positive regulation of transcription by RNA polymerase II; cell differentiation; negative regulation of transcription by RNA polymerase II. The transcript is spliced from 18 exons.